GAUGCUGCUGGGGGCGGUUCUUCCGCGCAGGGCGGCCCGACCUCGCCUAGGGCGGCGGCACCCUCUACGGCUUCUCCUCAGGACCCCGGGCGCCGCCAUCUUAACCAGGACGGAAGCCGCGCCGGGACCUUCGACGCGCACGCGCAGCGCGUCAGAACUCGGAAGUGUGGGCGCCGCGAGGAGGGCAUCCCGGCGGGCCCCGCACGGUACGGGGGUGGCCGACCUCGCGAUGGCUCAGGAGCAGGGCUUGGGGUCCCCCGCGCCUCCGGGUUCUCAGACGCUCCUGGACUCCCUGCUCCGGAACCUCUACGACUUCGGAGAGACAGAAGAUGAGGCAGCACAGAAAAGGAUCAGAAAGAAGGGAGAAAACAAGAAGAGAGAUGUAGGGGCUCCAGUGGCCUUAACAGCAGACCCAGCUCCCCUGCCUGGUUGUCUCGCGAGAGGCCAAAGGAAGAGGGCCUCUAGCUUCUUCAAGGAACUCAGGGAAGAGCUGCAGGGUGCUCCUGCUGUGACCCCCACCGGCUCUGCCUCAGGACCAGAUGUCCCCAGUGCCGCGACAUCUCCCUCAACUCCGAAGAACAGCAGGGAUCGAGUGCAAGUGAUAGAAUUUUACAGCAGAAAUAAAAAAAGGAAAGGGAAGUCGGAUCUAGAUGAGGACACACAGACCAAAACUAAUAUCCUUGAGAAAGAUGUGGAGAGACAAGAAUUUAACUUAGAGAAGGCUCGCCUGGAAGUGCACCGCUUCGGGAUCACGGGUUACGGAAAAGGAAAGGAAAGAGUCCUGGAGCGGGAACGGGCCAUCAUGCUGGGCGCUAAGCCUCCCAAAAAUAGUUAUGUGAAUUACAAGGUCUUGCAGGAGCAAAUCAAAGAAAAAAAGGCGGCAAAAGAAGAAGAAAAGAGAAUGGCCCAGGACACAGAUAUUUUCAAGAAGAAGAAGAGGAAAGGUCAGGAAGACCGGAAAGCCAAAAAGAAGAAAUCAGCUCCCAGUAUUUUGUCAAGUGGACGGAUUGGGCAGGUUGGAAAAUUCAAAAAUGGGACACUGAUCCUGAGCCAGGUUGACAUCAAGAAAAUAAAUUCCUCCCGAGUGGCCAAGUGAAGUGCUUCAUGAUGUAGAGAGAAGAACGUCGUACUGCCAUGGGACCUCUAUGAGACUUCCAGAUUAUUCUUAUUUAUUUCAUAUUUUAUAGACUGCUUUUCUAUUUGAGGGAAAAAAUGUCAAAUAGAAAUAGUAAAAUUUGUAGACGUGAGGUGUGUGUUUUAUAGUGAUAAGUGCGCAGCGGGAAGGGCCAGCCGCACUGUGUGUGUAAAGCCAGUCCGUGGAAAAGGAUGUUUAAUGUUCUCCAGCGAGAUUUAUGCGAGGUUGGCUUUCACUGGUGUUUUGUACUUCUGCAUGUAAUGACUUUUUAUCAGCUUAAUGAUUUACUGAUUUGUAAAUGCUAAUAGUUAGCAUUAAAUCACCUUUUUAAAUUUUCUAAAAAUGGUGUCCUGUUACACAUGAAAGAACCAUGUGUGAUCAUUUGUCAGUUGUUUUUGUGGGAAAAGCGGUUUUGAUUUUUAGCCUCUACCAUGUGUAUGAAGUCUCUUUUUUUUUUUUUAAUGUUUUAUUUAUUUCCGAGAGAGAGAGAGAUAGCCUGAGCAGG
Hyaena hyaena (striped hyena) is the source of this 1640-nucleotide messenger RNA. It is a transcript of the gene FSAF1, whose product is annotated as chromosome unknown C1orf131 homolog. The record is from RefSeq and is a predicted model, not a curated record. Bases 2 to 1096 code for a protein of 364 amino acids. NCBI's taxonomy places the organism in Eukaryota, Metazoa, Chordata, Mammalia, Carnivora, Hyaenidae. The transcript is spliced from 7 exons.